CGGGUCGGUAGUGCCGCCAGGCCUGCCCGCCGCGCACGGGGCGAGCGGCACGAGAGCGGGACCUGCAGCCCGAGGAGCCGCGCGCGCCACCAGCCCUUUCCUCCUUCCCGCCGCGGUCCCGCGGCCCGGAGGCGGGGUCAGCGGGCAGCUGAGCGGCAACCGCGCGGUGUCAGAGGAAGCCAGUCGGCGACCGGAAAAUAUUUGUGAAACCAAAACUUCCAAAAGAAUGUAUUUGGAUCAUGAUCAGACCUGGGAUCAUAGGUGGAAGCGAGCUGUCCUAUUUCCACCAGCUCCUUGACCAUGUCAGACUGGAUCUGAAGCUGGAGAAGCAACUUCUUUUGAAGUACUGGACCUUGUUUCUGCUAUGGGGGAGAAGGAAGCAAGGAGUAUUUAUUCUGGGUGUCUUGGCGUGACACAAUUCUGGAGACAAGAGCAUCACUCAGCUCUCAAGGGGACACAGCACAUCCUGUUACAGACAGGCAAGAGGAAGGUAUCCUGCGUCCGCCAUGCUUGCCCAGCACAGAGGACAGCAGAAGCUCCAGAGCCCACUCCUGCAGGCUCCCGGGCAGAGUGAACCUGGCCACAGCCCGCCUCUGGAACAGUUGUAACGUCUGCCUGUGAGACAAGAAAUCCUGGAAACCACAGACCAGUUUUCAGGGCCUCUCCCUUUUCUCUGUUGCCUUUCCCUUUCCAGGCUUUAACAAUGAAAAUUAUCCGCAGUGGGAGGAAGUGCACCCCAAAGUGUGAGUGGCGCACUACUCUGUGAGCCCCCCUCACCAUGUUCUCCGCACCGGGGGCGGUUGCGUCAGGAAGGCCUUACGCGUGCGGCGAGUGUGGCAAGAGUUUCCGCUACAGCUCGGUACUGCUGAGGCACGAGCGUGCCCAUGGCGGCGGCCGCGGCGGCGUCCACUGCCUGGAGUGCGGCGAGCGCUGCGCGCGGGCUGCCGACCUCCGGGCGCACAGGCGCACGCAUGUGGGCCAGACCCUCUACAUCUGCGGCGAGUGCGGCCAGAGCUUCCGCCACAGCGGCCGCCUGGACCUACACGUGGGUGCUCAUCGGCGCAGCCGCGCUUGCCCCUGCCGCAUAUGCGGCCGCCGCUUCUCGCACUUCCCCGCGCUGCUAGUGCACCGGCGCCACCGACACCCGCCCGAACGGGCCCGCCGCUGCCCGCUAUGCGCCCGUGCUUUCCGACAGAGUGCGCUGGCCUUCCACCAAGCGAGGGCACACGCCCCGGGGACAACCUCCGACCCGCCGCACCGCUGCACGCAGUGCCCGCGGGCCUUCCGCAGCGGCGCAGGGCUGCGGAGUCAUGCGCGUGUCCACGUGGCCCAGAGCCCCGUGCCCCGGCGACCCCGUGCCCCGGACACGCACCAGUGUGGCGUGUGUGGCAAGAGCUUCCGCAAGAGCUCUACGCUAACGCGACAUCUGCAGACGCACUCGGGGGAGAAGCCCUUCAAGUGUCCAGAGUGCGGGAAGGGCUUCUUGGAGAGUGCCACGCUGGUGCGCCACCAGCGCACGCACACGGGAGAGAAGCCGUAUGCAUGCGGUGACUGCGGGCGCUGCUUCAGCGAGAGUUCCACAUUACUGCGCCACCGGCGCAGCCACCAGGGCGAGCGGCCACAUGCGUGCGCCACUUGUGGCAAGGGCUUCGGGCAGCGCUCCGACCUCGUGGUGCACCAGCGCAUCCACACUGGUGAGAAGCCCUUCCCGUGCCCCGAGUGUGGCCGCCGCUUCAGCGACCGCUCGGACCUCACCAAGCACCGGCGCACGCACACGGGCGAGAAGCCCUACCGCUGCGAACUGUGCGGCAAGCGGUUCACGUGCGUGUCCAACCUCAACGUGCAUCGGCGCAACCAUGCUGGCCACAAGCCACACAGAUGCCCCGACUGUGGCAAGGCCUUCAGCGUCGCCUCCAAGCUUGCGCUACAUCGCAAGACGCACCUGGGCGAGCGGCCGGCGGAGUGUGCUGAGUGUGGCAAGUGCUUCAGCCACAGCCGCUCGCUGUCGCAACAUCAGCGGGCCCACACACGCGCCCGCACUGCUGCUGCCGCCGCCCAGGCCACAGCGGGGGCUACCCUGGUCUUCGCUGGUCCGGCUGUAGAGGAAAAGCCAGGGCUCUUUAUAUCCCAGUUGAGAGAGACUUGCUGAGGGGCUUCUCUGAAGAGGAUAGGCAAACACCCACAUCGUGCCACAGGGACGGGGUCGGGGAUGGGGCAACUCGCAGAGGGACGUUUGGGAAAGGACGGUGUUGUGACCUGCUGCUUUUCCAGUUUCUGUGGGUAGCCCUUCACCUACCCUGCCUCUACACCCUCCCUGUCAGCUCUUGUCCCAUUCUCAGUCCUUGCAUCGUCCGGCCUGGUUCUCUCCCCCGAGUGUAGGUGCAGGGCGUUAGGGGCACCUCUCAGACUCCCUGUGUGCAGGAGAGCCCAGGUAUCGGUAUGUCCCGUUACUGCUACCGUGAUCUCUGGUGUUUCCUUUGCUGUUUCUCUGCCCGUGUUGUCUUCUCUUGUCCCAUCUCCUUAACCCAGCCUGCACCUCUCCUGUGCUUCUUCCCCAAUACUUUCACUGUCCUGUCCCCUAAGAUAAUGAUCACUGAUUUGUGAUCAGUCACAUGUUGCUGGCCCUGUGGUCAUCUUGCCUCUUGGUUCCACCUGUUAACCUUUAUGCUGCUUUCUCCCUCUGCUUCUGAGACACAGGUGUGGAGGCAGGAGGUUAUCGAGCAGGGAGGACGUAUCCCUGCCUGCAGCUGCCUGCUCCCUGGCAGAGGGGGCCUACCCAUGUGAAGGUGGAUGCGCCCUUCAGCACCGCCAUUCAUCUGUCCCCAGGGCAGAUCAAGGUGCCUCUCAGGACAGUGUUCUCCAGCCAGGUUGGAGGCAUUUGCCCUGAGACCCAAGCCAAAACCACAUGUCCACAGAGCUAGGCACUACCAAAUGGAGCAUCAGAAUGUUUCCGAAUCUAGCUUGGAGCCCUGGGGAAACAGAUUCCACACAGGGAAGCGGGCAGGAUGGAAAAUCCCCCUGGAAUUAGCCAACAAACUUUUUGCUCAAGGCUGGUAAAAUAAAGAGUUGCUUGGG
Propithecus coquereli (Coquerel's sifaka) is the source of this 3075-nucleotide messenger RNA. It is a transcript of the gene ZNF672, whose product is annotated as zinc finger protein 672. The record is from RefSeq and is a predicted model, not a curated record. Gene Ontology annotation, biological process: regulation of transcription by RNA polymerase II. The transcript is spliced from 5 exons. Gene Ontology annotation, molecular function: DNA-binding transcription factor activity; RNA polymerase II cis-regulatory region sequence-specific DNA binding. NCBI's taxonomy places the organism in Eukaryota, Metazoa, Chordata, Mammalia, Primates, Indriidae. Bases 779 to 2149 code for a protein of 456 amino acids.